CCCACAUAUUCCGCUUUUCAUGUUUCAUUUCUGACAUAACAGCGUAAACUUUCUGGUGCUUUUUAGUGCUCAGGCUUCGUUACACUGUAUGAGCCUGUCCUGCUGACCAGGUCAGUUUAUGCAUGGUAUAACCGAGGAGGGGGCUACUCUGGAGCUGUUUAUUUUGUGCCACAUUUUUAUGUUACAUCUAGUGGCCAUUUGGAGCAGUUGUGGUUUCUAGACUUACUGAUGGAUCCGAUGGAUUUCCUGGAGGCUGAUGAACUGCUGCGGUUUUUCCACUGUAAUAAAACCGAAAUGUCAUGCAUGGAGAACCCGCACAUCUUUCUCAACCAGCUCCGGGAUCACAACCUGAUUCCGGAGGACAGUUAUAAGAAAGUGAGUCGUAUGAAGAGCAAAGACAACAUGAAGAAAGGCCUUUAUGACAUUCUGGACUGGUUGGAAAAGGAGCGAUCUGAGCACAUUUAUGUGUUUUGGAGGUGUGUCUUCAAGGACACCAUCAUGAACCAGUACCCCAUCCUGCGAGAGCUGCGCAAAAGCCUCAUGGAUGGAUCCUUCCAUUUUUACACACAACUGCCUGAGAAGGUGGAACAGGAAGAGACAGAUGAGAGGAAAAGGAAGGGGACUUCAGAGGAUGAAGAGGGAGAAGAGAAGCAAGCAAGCUCAGCGAAAAAGAAGAGGAAACAAAGAAGGAGGAGCGGGUGUGAUUUGGAGGAGGAGCAGCCCGGCCCAUCUUCUCAGCUGACUCCAAGUCAUAAUAAAAAGUCCAAGAAAAUAAUCUUCUCUUCCCCACUAAAGAAAGGAGAGAAGAGCGACAUUUGGACCUGGGCCAUCUAUAAGUCUCAGCUGCCUGUGACCUGUGGAGUGCAGAAGGGGAUGCUGAACAAAGACAGACUGGCUAAAGGGGAGAAGAGCAUUGUGGUCAACAGAAAGUGGUAUACUCCGACUGAAUUUGAGAGACUUGCAGGGAAGAAGAACUACAAGAACUGGAAGUUGAGCAUCCGAUGUAGCGACACCCCCCUACUAAAACUUAUACAGGAUGGUCACCUGAAAUCAGUGCGCUACAAAGGAGGCUGUAAAAAGUCCAAGAGAUCACUGUUCCCAUCUAAUACGGCCAUCACAGUGAUUAAUGGGGAAGAAGAUGAAGACGAGGAGGAUCGGGAAUCACUAAGCGAGAGAGAAAGUUCCCCAGAUGUCACAGAUGAAGAAGGAGAGACGGAAGAGGAGCCACAAACCAGCAGCGGUCAGACGGUGUUCAAAGUGACUUGCGGAGCUCUAGUUGGGACAUUACACAAAAAAAGAUUUGCAUCAGGGACUUGUGGGAAGAGUAUUCGUACUGAGACGAGCUGGAUGAACCCAGAGGAGUUCAUGAGGGAGGUUUUGACUGAGAAAGAUGCCUCCUGGAGGAAAGACGUCCUGUGGGAAGGCAAACCACUCAGUGUCCUCAUAGAGGCAAAAAUCUUGAAGAUCCACUCACUGCUGUGUACUUGCAAACUAUGCAGUCGAGACCCUAAUGAUCUGGAUAAUCAGAGAAACGAUGAUGACUGUUGUAUCUGUAAAACGGAAGGAGAAGAAAAGCUGGUGGAGUGUGAUGAAUGCCCUCGCUCCUUCCACCAGGAAUGUCACCUGCCUCAUGUUGAAGACACCAUUUUGGAGGAUGAUGCACCAUGGGUGUGUACGUUCUGUGUAUUCAGAAGGAAUCAACAGUGGCGUUACUCCAGUGAGUUGGAAAGGAAUGCAGUCAUGACCCACCAAAUAUCCUCACACAUGCUGGAAUGCCAGUAUCUCCUCCUCUCUCUGUACAGCGCUGAUGAGGAACAGACAUUUGCCACAAACCCAAGCCUCUAUUUGGGAGACUACACCUCUCUGAUCAAAACUCCAAUGUGGCUGGGCAAUGUAGCAGACAAACUCCAGAGGAACCACUACCAGAGUGUUGGAGAAUUUGUGUCCGACGUCGAGCUCAUUUUCACCAACUGUGCCUCGUACAACAAAGACAAUGCUGAAUUCCUUGCCGUUGGCGUCAGACUGAAGGAGCUAUUUGACAGGGAAUUUAAGAAUGCAUUCAGCAUCCAUGAAGAUGCUGAGUUAUGAACAGUUUUCAGCUUCACGAAUCAGCAUACUGAUACUGGGAAAUUGUAAAUUGUAAAUAUAAAUAGUAGGAGUUGUAAUAGACAUGUGAUUAAUAUUGUCUCUUCUUUUGGUCUGCCUUAGAAGUCUGGCGACUGCAUUUUGUACAGUUUUUCUGAUUUAUGCCAGUUAAGAGACCAUUGCAGGGCAAUGUUCCUGAUAUGGUAGAAUCAAGUCCAGAUGACUUUGCUGAUACGUUUUUCAAAGUUGAGGUCGCAGUUCAGCAUCACACUGAGGUUUCUGCAGAGGGCUUAAUAUAUUUGCAGAGUGGACAAAGUGAUGACUGGAUUUGUUGAUGGUCAGCCUUUGAUAGGAAUUUUUGUUUUUUUUGUCUGUUGUUGGGAUUUAGUUGCAGAAAGUUAGCAGAUAUCCAAUCUUUUAUAUCGGCUCAACAGUUUCUUAAGGUUGAAAUGCUAGUGGGAUUGUCAUGCCAGUGUACACAUCUGCAUGUCUGUCUGCAUAAAAAUGGGAUCGGAUGUCUCCACUUAAUGUAACCAAGUAGGAGCAUAUGGAAUGAGAACAGAAUUGGUCCAAGUAUGGACCUCUGGGGGACUCUAAAAUGUACAGAGGUUGAAGGUGAAAUAUAUUCAUCAAUAAGAACAAAGCAUCUUUUGUAAGGUGAGUAGGAGUUGAACCACUUCAUGGCUGUCCCAGAUGUUCCAACCCAGUGCUUGAGUCUCUCUGUCAGUAUACUGUGGUCAGCUGUGUUAGGGCUACAGACAAGUCCAACAAUAUGAGGAUGGAGUGUUCACCUUUGUCUGCAGUGCUUAAAAGAUCAUUUUUUACCCUUAAAAGCACACUCUCAGUGCUGUGGUGGCUGCCUGAAGCCUGAUUAAAGUUUUUCAUAAAUUUGAUGUCCCUUCGGGGCUUUUAAGUGUUAUAUGGACUCUGGGUUUUAGUAACAAAAGUCAAUUUAGAAAUUGGUCCUUAGUUUAGUAUUUUUGUGUGUUUGUUUUGUUUUUGGCACACACAAUUAUGCAGCAGUAUACUAACCUCACUUCUGUCUAACUCCACAAGAUUAGAUUUUUUUUUACAUUUUCAAAUUUAUAUUCUUCAAGCAACAACAUAUUUCUUACUUUGCACAGCUCCCUCUGGAGCCAUAUGAGGUUUUUAUAAAACUUUUCACAUAUUAAGUAAUUCUCCUCAAAACCUGUAAACAGACUUUGAUGUGCAAGACUAGUUUCUCCUUAAGUUGCUUUCAGAAAUGGUAUAGUUUGAAGUACAGUUUAGGGUAUAUCUGAUGUUAAUGUCACGUGUCAUCAACAGUGGAAAUGUCAGUUUGGGAUGAUCACAUUUCAAUAUAAUAUGAGUGCUAGAUAGAUUAAAAGAAUACUUCCCUUGUUUAGUUUGUGUACACACUAAGAAUACAGUUUUUCUUUGAUAAAGUGUUUGACAAACAAAAAUAAGAUUUAAUAUUUCAGCAUUUUUCCGCAGUACAAGAGUUACAGUAUUUGUAUGGCAGACACAAUGCAUUGUAUUAAAAAUAAGUUUAAUAUCUGAAGUUUUGUAAGAAGUGUUUUGCAGUAAGGAAAAGUUAAAUUCAUUUAAAUGUAUGUUGCCUAAUAUAUGUAGUCUUCAGUAUAAUAUAUUGAUAUAUUUUCAUGAUGCACCACCAUGUGAGUUUCAGACUGUAUGUGUUAUGAAUGUAGGUAUCAGAAAAUGGAAACAGAAUAAGUAUUAGAAAAGGAAGACUAUGCAGGCUAUGACUAAUCCAUUUACAUCAUGCAAAAUAUCAAACUAGACUAAUAGAAUAGUUUGCUAUCAUUGUACAGGUAUAUAACAAAAUCAUUUUUGAUUUCCAUGUUUAUGGUACUUAAAGAACUGCUUGUGAUCUUGUUGGUCUGUUGUUACUUAUUUAUGUCUGAUGGAAUAAAACAGUUUGCUUUGA
Messenger RNA from Scomber scombrus (Atlantic mackerel), 4012 nucleotides. RefSeq names its product SP110 nuclear antigen, tandem duplicate 1 (gene sp100.1). Gene Ontology annotation, biological process: regulation of transcription by RNA polymerase II; humoral immune response. NCBI's taxonomy places the organism in Eukaryota, Metazoa, Chordata, Actinopteri, Scombriformes, Scombridae. Gene Ontology annotation, molecular function: translation regulator activity; DNA binding; DNA-binding transcription factor activity, RNA polymerase II-specific. Gene Ontology annotation, cellular component: nucleus; cytoplasm. Bases 229 to 2088 code for a protein of 619 amino acids. The transcript is spliced from 16 exons. The record is from RefSeq and is a predicted model, not a curated record.